Lepisosteus oculatus (spotted gar) is the source of this 2727-nucleotide messenger RNA. NCBI's taxonomy places the organism in Eukaryota, Metazoa, Chordata, Actinopteri, Semionotiformes, Lepisosteidae. The record is from RefSeq and is a predicted model, not a curated record.
GCAUGGAGACUGUUAUACUGUAGCCUUCACUAUAAGUGACAAUUAUUGUCACGAGAGGAAGGGAUGCAUUAUUUUUCUAACAAAAUAAAGAGGAAUGUAUGCAGGGAGUUUACCUAAUGCACAAGUGCGACGAAAAUCACUUUUGUCUCUUGCUUGUGUAAAGAAGCGCUUUUCUUGUUAAAGAACAGAAAAGGCUAUCCUGCACACGUGCAUUGUGGUAUUUUAUCAUCAGACACGAUAAAUAAUUUACCGCCGUGGGGGCAAAUGGAGUUGCAUAGAACAGCUAACCAAGGUCUGGAACACAUUAGAGGAUGCUCUGAAGAUACUGGAAGUAAAUCAUCACCACUUUUCUCUUUAUAGGAAGAUAUUCCAAUGGGAAUCAGUAUGUAGAAUCUUUCUGCAUAUUUUUGUUGAACAGCCCUUAUGACCAACAUGAGCUGGAGCUUUCUCACCCGUCUUCUGGAAGAAAUCCACAACCACUCCACCUUCGUGGGGAAAGUGUGGCUGACCGUGCUUAUAAUUUUUCGCAUUGUGCUCACGGCAGUAGGAGGGGAGUCCAUCUACUCAGACGAACAAGCUAAGUUCACAUGCAACACCAAGCAGCCUGGCUGCGACAACGUCUGUUAUGAUGCUUUUGCUCCUCUCUCUCACGUCAGGUUCUGGGUCUUCCAAAUCAUAAUGAUCUCCACCCCUUCCAUAAUGUACCUAGGCUAUGCCAUUCACAAAAUUGCCCGCAGUUCUGAAGAGGAGAGGAGGAAGUUUAAGAAGUUCCGGAAGAAGCCCCAUGCCAUCAAGUGGAGAGCAACUCAUACUCUCGAAGAAGUCUUGGAGGAGGAAGAAGAGGAGCCCAUGAUCUAUGAGGAAACCCUGGACGUCCAUGAGAUCAAGCCAGAGCACAAGCCACCAACCAGAGAGCAGCAGAAGCAUGAUGGCCGCCGUAGAAUAAUGCAAGAAGGGUUGAUGAAAAUCUAUGUGUUACAGCUUCUGGCAAGAGCAAUUUUUGAGGUAGGCUUUCUGGCUGGCCAGUACCUCCUGUAUGGUUUUAGGGUCAGUCCUUCAUAUAUUUGUUCCAAGAAUCCAUGUCCUUACAAAGUGGACUGCUUUGUGUCCCGACCCACAGAAAAGACCAUCUUCCUUCUCAUCAUGUAUGUGGUUAGCUGCCUCUGUCUGUUCUUAAACGUGUGUGAGAUGUUCCAUCUAGGUAUUGGCACCAUCCGAGACAUCAUCCGCAACAGGAGGAACAAGGACAAGCGCCCAUCCUACAGCUGCCCAUAUCCCAGGAACAUCCCUGCCUCUCCCCCAGGAUACAAUUUAGUAGUGAAGUCAGAAAAACCAAACAAGAUGCCCAAUAGUCUAAUCACACAUGAGCAGAACUUGGCAAAUGUGGCACAGGAGCAGCAGUGCACUAGCCCAGAUGAAAACAUACCCUCAGACCUGGCUAGCCUUCAUAGGCACUUAAGGGUGGCACAAGAGCAGCUGGAUAUGGCCUUUCAGACCUACAACAGCAAGAGUAACCCUCAGCCCUCCAGGACAAGCAGCCCUGCUUCAGGAGGGACUGUAGUGGAACAAAACAGGGUUAAUACAGCUCAUGAAAAACAAGGGGCCCGGCCCAAAUCCAGCACUGAGAAAGCAGGGUCUAUCAUUAAAGAUGGAAAGACUUCUGUAUGGAUUUAGAAAUUAUUUAAACGUGCUUAUGACAUUUUUUUUUGUUUUCAGAUGGUCUAAUUUUGCAGCACUGUUUCAAGGGUUGCUUACAGCUGCUUUAUGACAUUAAUUGCCAUAAAAAAAUGUUUGUGUGGGUGCCUGGAAAGGUCUGUAAAAAAACUUUGCUGAAGAGAGUUUCGAGAAUGUGCCUGAUCUGGUACAAAGACAUAAGAGGUGUUUUUUGCAUUUGUUGCAAACUGAAAAGUGUUGAAAAGAACAGCUGCUUAAAUGGUGGAAAUAGAGUUAAUUUAAAAUCAGAUUUUUAAGGUGCAUACUCACUCACUGCAUACUCAGUCACAUAGAUGAAUAUGACGGCUUUUAUACAUUUUCACUGCAGUAACAGAAAUGAAUAAUAGCUUAGCUCAGAAGGUAAGAAACUUUCUGGAUACAAUGUAUCCAAUUUGUUAAAGUUUAAUAAAUAUGAUUUUCUUUCUACGUAACCUAAUUGAACUGAAUAGAAAAUAGGCUUAAAUAAUAUAAGAGAAACAAACUGACAUCCAGAUAAAGCAACAAAGAGAAUGGAGACCCACAGGAUUAUGUUGAUAAAGUCUUUAUAGCUUCAUCCGUUCUAUUUUUUUCCUUCAACCUAUGUGUUUCAAAAUUCCAAAAGAUGCAGUACAAUUUUUCAGUGGAAAAUUGGCACGCGUAUAAACGGAAAAUGGUUGAUGUUCUGUUUAAGAAUCCGUGCCAAAAUGUACCUUACAAGACAAGAUGUGCAAAGUACCAUAAUUUUUUAUUCCCACUGAAAUAACAGUGCUGCAUCUCCUGUAAGCCUCAAAGGUAUUAUUUAUUAUUAUACAGCAAGCAUGGCUUAGACAGCGAGCCCUCCCUAACACAGAUGUUUUAUUAGAGUUAGUAUAUUCCUCCCUUGUGAUCAGUAACUUAGCUUACCUGUCAUUAUCCUAGGCAGCUAAUAACAAACCUAGUGUCAGAGCCUCUGGCUUAUGUUAGGGCAGCAUGGUGGUGCAGUGAUUACUAUUGCUGCCCUGCAGUGCUGGGGCCCUGGGUUCAGUUCCUGGGUUG